AUGUCGAGUGCCAUCCCCCUAGUCCUAAAGUCACAACGCGCCUGUACCUUCUGCCGUGAGCGGAAGCAAUCAUGCGACAAGUCUCUUCCAAAAUGCUCGCGAUGCGAUUUGAAGAAGAGACACUGCGACUAUUCACUCAACACGUUCUUUCCACGAAGGGAGACCACAUCACACAACCUGCAUCAAGUUUCGGGACCAAUCGUAACCUUACGCGAGCCCUGUGGUUGCCUUGAGAUUGAGGAGAAGAACGAGACCGCACAGUCUCACGGCAUAUAUGCCGCGCGGCUGUUCGGGUCAGUGAUAGAUGCUGAACCUGAGGGCUUCAGAGGUAUCAUCGAUCGAUAUAUCCAAACAGUUCAAAGAUGGCUUCCCAUUCUAAGCAAGGAAGCACUGGAGCAUGCCGCCAAGGAGCCUCACGACCAAUACCUCUCAUGCCUUGAUACCCACGCCUGUCUCCUCUUUCUCACCAUGCGUUUAGUUUCACAAGGCCGUUGUUCUUCCUUCAUUCAUGAUGCCGGAGAAAACAGCCUGUAUCUCACCACAAGAACACUUUUCAUACUCUUCCAAGAUGAGAGGCAGUGGCCGCUCAGUUUGCUACAAGCAGGGAUUUUAAUCGCGACGUAUGAAUGUGGCCAUGGCCUAGCAAGACAGUCAUAUCUUACUCUAUCGUCAUGCGUAGCCAUGGCUAGGUUGCUGAGGAUUGACCAGGAUCUUGCCUCUCAAUUAAAUGUCGGCCCGGAGGAUGCCCCUGACCCCAAAGUGCUCUGUUGGAGUGCUAUAGUUAUCAUAGACCGCUUAAUCGCUCUGGCCAGCCUUGACGACAUUUUCCCGCUGCUAGUCCCGCCGCCUCCAGAUAGUUCCUUCGAAAAGUCGCUGGAGUGCUUGCAAACAAGGCUGGCGGCAGCUAAGACUUACGAAAAGAAUCACUGGUCUUUUGAAUCGACAGCUGCAGCCGCGGAAAUGAUUGGCGAGGCGCUCAUCUUUGCGCCCAAUAGCUCGAGGGUGCCGAUUCACCGCUUGGACUUGGUCAAAUCAAGAACGGACAAACUUGUCGCAGCGCUGCUUGAGAUUAGCCAGAUUGCCCCUCUGUUAACUUGUGAGGUUGCUCCGUUGUCUAUCAGUGCCGUUGCUGCUGUGCGCCUAAGGUGUGCUACCAGCGGUGAGGAGCGGUUCAUCAGCUGCAGAGCCACUGAAGAACUACAGUCAACUUUCGAGAUGAAAUUGGAUGAGAUCCGAAUGAGUCCCGACUACACCGCGGGUCUUAGGAUAAACCGGAUAUCUCUGCUGGUACUUUGUUCCAUGUUUCGAAGCGUGCUCCAUCUAAUUCGAUAUUUCCAUCACGAGUUGCUUGAAACCGACUUGAAGAAAAUUACAUCCUGUCUGCUUGCGCUUCGAGAGCAUUGGAGCCUUGGAGACCUGUACUUGAAGGAGCUGGAUGAAAUAUUGGCCCUCCCGAAGUAA
Clonostachys rhizophaga is the source of this 1461-nucleotide messenger RNA. NCBI's taxonomy places the organism in Eukaryota, Fungi, Ascomycota, Sordariomycetes, Hypocreales, Bionectriaceae. The record is from the annotation of a GenBank genome assembly.